This is a messenger RNA of Agrilus planipennis (emerald ash borer), 965 nucleotides long. Its product is annotated as pyridoxal phosphate phosphatase PHOSPHO2-like. The transcript is spliced from 2 exons. NCBI's taxonomy places the organism in Eukaryota, Metazoa, Arthropoda, Insecta, Coleoptera, Buprestidae. Bases 75 to 908 code for a protein of 277 amino acids. Gene Ontology annotation, molecular function: phosphatase activity. The record is from RefSeq and is a predicted model, not a curated record.
AAUUUUUGAAUUUGUCAUACAAAUAUACAAAACAAAAUUAAUACAAAUAGAAACAAAUACUAAUAUAAAAAAUAAUGGCCCGAAGAUCUAAAUUUAAUCACAAGUAUAAUAACAAGAUGACUAAUAAGCCACUAGGAGUGUUUGACUUUGAUCAUACUAUACUUAAUGAAAACUCUGAUACGGUUGCCAUUGACCUAAUAAACAGGAGAGAUAUCCCCCUCACCCUGAAAGAGGUCUAUCGAAAUGACGGUUGGACGUCUUAUAUGCAAGGAAUUUUUGAUAUUUUACGUUCAAAAGGUAUCACCCAACAAACACUGACUGAACGAAUCAAUGAAAUACCACCAGUAGCAGGAAUUUGCACCCUUAUCAGGGAAUUACAGGAGAACUUUAACUUUGAUGUUAUAAUUAUUAGCGACUCAAAUUCAUAUUUUAUCAAUUCUUGGCUUGAAACGCAACGCCUUGCAAAUUACAUAAGAAAAGUAUUUACAAAUCCAGCUGAAUUUAGAAACGGCAAAUUAAUAAUUAGCAAAUACCAUUUGCAAACUACUUGCAAAUUGAGUGCUAAAAACCUCUGCAAAGGCCAAAUAAUGGAAAAUUUUAUUGCUAGCCAAAAAGAGGAGGGUAUAAAUUAUGGACCAGUUGUAUAUAUUGGUGAUGGAUCGAAUGAUUUCUGUCCAAUUGUAAGACUUUCUGAAGAAGAUAUUGGUUGUGUAAGGAAAUUCCAUAAAUGCCAGGAUUUAAUUAAAACGGCGAAAGAGGGGAAACCUAUUGAGAAAACUGGAGAGACUUAUAAAAUUAGAGCACGUAUUUUAGAAUGGACAACAGGAUAUGAUAUACUGGAUUUUAUAAGAAAGGAAUUUCCUGCUGAAUAUUCUUCAGAAUUUAUUGACGAUUCAACAGAUGAAUAGAUUAAAAUGUAAAUUUGAUUUAUAAUCAUUUUUAAAUCAAUAAAGGCCGCAAACGAA